AUGAGGAUGAGUGUGUGCAGUGUGCCGGCAGUUCCCUGCUGCCGUCCCACACAGAUUGCACGGAGCUUCGCACCCCCCCUGCUUCUCCUCCUCCUGCUCCUGAGCAGCGGCAGCGGCAGCAGCAUCGGGGCCGUCCCCUCGUCCUUCCAGCUGGCCCCGGACACCCCGGCCCCUGCCGAGCCCACCCCGACCCAGGCCACACCUCGUCCGGACCCCUGCGAAGGCCGGCCCUGCCUCAACGGGGGCUUCUGCCUGGCCCUGCCGUCCGCCGGCGGGCCAGAGGACACCUGGGAGUACACCUGUACAUGCAGCCAAGGCUUCACCGGACGCAACUGUGAGUUUUUCACAGACCCGUGUGCCAGCAGCCCCUGUCUCCAUGGAAACUGCAGCCGGAGCGACGGCGGGGAGGAGGGGGAGCCGGCCUACACCUGUGAUUGCACCGAAGGCUACGAGGGGGAGAGGUGUGAUCAGAUCCUGUUGGACCCGCCGGCUGCCGACUGGGACCCCGCCACCCCCUCCGCUCCUGAGCUGGCUACCCCCGUCGCCUCCACCACCACGGCCGCCACUCAGCCGCCACAGCCAACCACCAUCCCCUCCACCACAACGCCGGCACCUCCCACCCUGCAGCCAUGGCAACCCAAACCUGGGCAGAGGCUGCUGGUGGUGCCGUGGGAGGCAGACAGGGUGACGGAGGGUCUGCACUGUGUCAGUCCUGAGCUGUGUGAGCUGACAUCGGGAACUUUGACUCUAUCUCUGGAGGUGCCUGAAGAGACCGCUGUAAAGGUGGUGGUGAAUGCCAGUGGAGCUCCAGUGCUGUGGCGUGUGAAUGAAGAGGGUUUCCUCCGUUCCUCCAUUUUGAACGGUACUACGAUGUGGUUCCUGCAGGCCCCUGAUGGACUGGUGGUGCCAGACCACUCCCUGCCCCUGGGACAGAACUACUUCCUCAGUGUGUUGCGCGUGGGCGCCCCCUCAGCCCCGGAGGUCACCCUGCGUCUCAACCUGACGGUGAAGGCCAGCAGCUGCGUGGAGCCCGGCAGCAGCUUCAGUGACCCUCAGUGCUCCGGGAAAGGCAAAUGUAUCACACAGCCCUCUGAGAGCACUUUCUUUUGCGAGUGUGAGGACGGCUACACUGGGAUCUUCUGCGAGGAAUUCGACGCCUGCCACCACAGACCCUGUCGCAACAACGGCACCUGCGGCGACGUUAGACAGGGGGGUGAAGGACGCAACUUCACAUGCACCUGCCCUCCAGGUUAUGAAGGGGAGCGCUGCCAGUUGCUGGUUGACCACUGCGUCUCUCAGCCCUGCAAGAAUGGAGCCACUUGUUUCAGCAGCCUGGCCGGGCCCAGGUGCUACUGUCCCGAAGGCUACCAGGGUGCUACAUGUGAGCAGAAGGUGGACCCGUGUGCUUCCAGCCCCUGUCACAAUAAUGGGACAUGCUACGCUCAGGGCCCUGGCCCCCUGGGGUUCGGCUGCAGUUGCACAGCAGGCUUCACUGGCCCUACAUGUGCCCAGCUGGUGGACUUCUGUGCCCUAAACCCCUGUGCCCAUGGGGUCUGCCGCAGCGUGGGUAACAGCUACAGGUGUCUGUGUGUCCCAGGCUACCAUGGCUUGUACUGUGAGGAGGAGUACAAUGAGUGUGUGUCCGCCCCCUGCCAGAACUACGCCACCUGCAGGGACCUCAUCAAUGCCUAUGAGUGUGUCUGCACACCACAGUUUGAAGGAAGACACUGUGAAAUCUACAAGGAUCCAUGCCUGAAGAUGCGCUGCCAGAAUGGAGGCCGCUGUGAGAGCGCAGGACUCAAUGUUUCCUGUGCCUGCCCACCUGGAUACCUGGGGGAGAAGUGUGAGGUCGACAUCAACGAGUGCGAGAGCAACCCUUGUCACCAUGGAGGCACCUGUAUCGACCAAUCAAAUGGCUUUACCUGUCACUGUCCACCUGGGUGGGUUGGGCCAAGCUGUGAGAUCCACCUGCAGUGGAAGCCAGCGCACACUGAGGACACCCUGACCAACAUGCCCCGCCACUCCCUCUAUAUCAUUAUCGGAGCACUGUGCGUGGCCUUUGUCCUCAUGCUCAUCAUCCUCAUUGUGGGCAUCUGCCGCAUCAGCCGCAUCGAGUACCAGGGCUCGUCGCGCCACGCCUACCAGGAGUUCUACAACUGCCGCAGCAUCGACAGCGAGUUCAGCAACGCCAUCGCCUCCAUCCGCCAUGCCAGAUUUGGCAAGAAGUCCAGGCCUGCCAUGUAUGACGCCACUCCCAUCGCCUAUGAAGACUACAGCCCUGAUGACAAGCCUUUGGUUACCCUCAUCAAGACAAAGGAUUUGUAA
Messenger RNA from Chelmon rostratus (copperband butterflyfish), 2325 nucleotides. RefSeq names its product delta/notch-like EGF repeat containing (gene dner). NCBI's taxonomy places the organism in Eukaryota, Metazoa, Chordata, Actinopteri, Chaetodontiformes, Chaetodontidae. Gene Ontology annotation, biological process: heterophilic cell-cell adhesion; establishment or maintenance of epithelial cell apical/basal polarity. The record is from RefSeq and is a predicted model, not a curated record. Gene Ontology annotation, molecular function: calcium ion binding. The transcript is spliced from 13 exons. Gene Ontology annotation, cellular component: protein-containing complex; plasma membrane. The coding region runs from base 1 to 2325 and encodes 774 amino acids.